AUGUGUGCCGAGGCCACAGCCGUGGGUGCCACGGCAGACCCGGUUUUUUACACGCAAAGUAGCGAAUUUCGAGCUCGGAAUCCGAAACUCGGUGCAAGGCGUAAAGCCCCGUUAGGGGGUGCAGAUGAUUUAUUUCAGCCGGAGCAAGAGCGAUACAAGAAGUACUUCGAUGACAAACAGAGCAUCAAGCCCUGGCUGCACUCCCAGCUAGUGUCCAAGGGCAUCAACAUCGUUAUCGAGCGGUCGGACGAUACCAAAAUAGUGUUCAAGUGCAAAAAUAGCCAUAGUUUUGCUCCCAGCGCCCAUUGCGCAAAGAUGACUAAACUGUCCAAGUCGCUGACCAAAGACGCCGGAAAAAGACAGAAGGGUAACUGUCCGUUCAGGAUAAGGGCCAACUACUCGCUGCGGGCGAAAAAAUGGUCCAUCGUCGUGGUCAACGACCAGCACAACCACGCUUUGUAUCCUUCCGGCUCCAGGCAGGCCGAGUCGGACUCGAGAUCUGGUGCCGGCUCCAGUGUCCAGAAACCUGCUCUCACGGCUCCUCUGAUCAGCAAGAGACCCACUUUUGGCCCUACGAACACGCUGCUCAUGGCCGCGCAGACUGCCAACACCCAGCUGCAACCUAUGCCCAAGUUCCAGUUACCCUUGCCACUGAAUUUUGGACACGUGCAGCACACGCCAAUGCAGGCCGGGUCCGAGUCCCUGAGCACGUCCAAGUCGUCGUCCUCGUCGUCCUCGCCCAAGCUGUCGUUCGCAGAGAGCGCCAGCCUGGCCGUGAAGGACGCCAAGGCGGGCCAGAGCACGCCUCAACAACAGCAGCGGCUGAGCGUGCUGCACAUCGAGAUCAACAACCUGCUGCUCCAUCUGAACACAUCGUCGGGUCUGUCGGACGCCAACAAGGAGGAGACUUACUUCAAGAUCAUCUCCACGCUCAAAGACACUCUCAAACAGCAGAAUCCACACGCGUACUCGCCAACCUCCGGGACUAACAGUCCCUCGCACACACUUUCGCACAAUACCCUAUUCAACUACACCACGAACAACGCCCCGGGAUCGUCGUCCGAGAAGAUCAUGCUUCCGUCGAUAUCCAACACUCUCCACGGGUCGCUGCAGUCUAUCAGGACGGCGAACGGAGCAGGCGCAGUGGGGGUGAACGCUGGGGGGUCCUACAGUCAGUACUAUCUAUGA
This is a messenger RNA of Ogataea angusta, 1188 nucleotides long. RefSeq lists its product as uncharacterized. Gene Ontology annotation, molecular function: DNA-binding transcription factor activity, RNA polymerase II-specific. The record is from RefSeq and is a predicted model, not a curated record. Lineage: Eukaryota; Fungi; Ascomycota; Pichiomycetes; Pichiales; Pichiaceae. The coding region runs from base 1 to 1188 and encodes 395 amino acids. The transcript has 2 exons.